Molecule: messenger RNA, 906 nt
Organism: Macrosiphum euphorbiae (potato aphid)
Lineage: Eukaryota; Metazoa; Arthropoda; Insecta; Hemiptera; Aphididae
Source: the annotation of a GenBank genome assembly
AUGGUGUCGCCGAUUACAUUUAUGAAGGCCGGAUUCUCUAAUGAUGAGUUCGGUCAUAUAGGAAGCUUCAGGCGUCAAAUGUAUAUACACCCUGAGCAUAGUGACAAAAUUCCGGGUUCCAUUCUGUUACAAUUUGACCAAACUGAAUACCGCAUAUUCCUCUCUGACGAUACAGUGACCUGUUAUUCGUGCAAACAAACAGGACACACUUCCAACCACUGCAAAAAUACAAUAGAAAAUAAAGCCGAAUCAGUACACCUCAAUAACACAAACGCCAAUACGGUUAGUAACGACAUGGACCACAAUGAACAGAUAAUACAAGAUACCGUUGGCGACACCAAUGACACAGAUAUAAGCGUCGAAAAUAAUACCAAGGAAACAAAUACCAUCACCCACACCACACAAAAAGCUACCACUCAAGAAAAAAGGCCUGCACCAUCAACCUCGAAUAGUAGCUGUCAUGAGAACACCUCUAUCCCAACACCAAAUAACCCCACACCACCACCAAUAGAAACUACAAAUAUACGGAAAAACACCGGUUCACUCGCAACCAAAUUAAAAGAAUCUGUCAAAACCCCCCAACCUCAGCACAAAAAACCAAGGCGCUCAAAUUCAAUUGAACUUAUAAUACUCAAACUGGAUGAAGCAUUAUUACCAGCAAAAACUGCUUUUGAGAAAAUACCCAACCUAAAAAUUGACUUUAACCAACUAAAACAUAUUAUUGAAAACACACUCACUGGACAAGAUCCCUCCAGUGUUUUAACACCAUUCAAUAUAUCAUCCAUGGAAAUGAUCGAGAUCUUGGAGGCAGUCCGUCCCAAAAUCAAAAGCAUCUGCAUCAAGAACAGACUCUCGAGUCUAGCCAAUUUACUGCUCGAAUUGACCCCCCUUUCCGACUUCAACUAA